Molecule: messenger RNA, 9750 nt
Organism: Spodoptera littoralis (African cotton leafworm)
Lineage: Eukaryota; Metazoa; Arthropoda; Insecta; Lepidoptera; Noctuidae
Source: the annotation of a GenBank genome assembly
AUGGGCACUGAGUUGCCAAAAACUCAUGAUUCAAGUGGUGAUUCAGACUCAAAUAGUGAUUCUGAGAAUAGCAGCUCCAGUGAGUCAUCAAGAAGUGAAUGGGAAUGUUCCGAUGCUAAACAAAGUGCUUCACGUAAGGCACACUUCUCAGUAACUUCCUGUGACACUGGUUUGAAAUUAAAGAUUGCUGCUAUACCACCCAGAAAAGUAUCACCAAAAAGGACCAGUAAACCAUCAGUGAAAAAGAAAUUAACUAAUAAUAAAAGUCAAAGCAAGGAUAGAACACCAGUGAAAAAGAAAUCUCAACUUUCUGAUACUACUUCGAGCUCUGAAUCAUGUAGUAAAUGCUCAUCGGAUUCAUCAAGCGAUGAUGAUUUGCCGCUUAAAGCAGUUUCAAAAUCAUUACCAUCAAAAUGUUCAGCUAAAACGCCUACAAAGCUGAAAAGUACUAACAAGAAUGAUAUUGAAGAUGGCAGAAAACUGUGUGACAUCAAGGAUAGUGGGACGAAGGUAAACAAAGAUAAACAAUGUGCCUCCAAGAGCAUAAGUAAUAUAAGAAAAACUAAAAGUGAUGAAUCUACACAUGACAUGAAGAGAGGAAGGGGGCGACCAAGAACUAAGUUCGCUUCGGGUGCGACGGAGAGUGUGGCGUGUGGAACUAGUUCAUCAUCGUCUAGUUCCUCGUCAUCUUCGUCGUCAUCAUCUUCAUCAUCAUCGUCGUCUGACUCGGACACGGCAGACGCUGCUGGCGGGUCCGCUCAUGCUUCGCCUGAUGAUUCCAAUGCCGUGCUGGCCGCGGACUGUCCGCUACAAAUCAUCGACGAUGCAGACCUUGCGGAACUAUUUCCAGAACAAACAUCGAGCGCGCCGGCGCAACAGCCCAAUUUCUCGACCUUUGCUGUCCACAACGCCGCGCCGGAUAACGACGACAAGUCGAUUGCUGAUAAUGGUGAUGGAUCCAGUAGUGAGAUGGAACUUACACCACAGUUGGUGACAGCAGCAAUACAAAGGGCAACGGCUGACUCGUCAGGGUCGGAAAAUGAGUGUUCUAACUCUGCCACCGGCCAUCAGAACACGACACAUUAUGCGUCCAGCCUGUUACAACAGUUCGUGGCCCAGACGCAGCUACUAAGCAGUACGGCGCCGUUAACAUCAAUCAACUCGGCGGCGACAACUUCGUUAUCAUGUGGAUUAAAUCCUACUACGAUAGACGGAGUUGGCACCAUCAGUGAUUGUGUUCUCGGACAGAUAAACACUUUACCGGAGAUGGCACCUAUAGCGCCAAACUUUUUAUCAUCAAGUCAACACUUGAGUCCGCAACAAACAGAAGAACUUUCCCAAAAUUAUAAAGAUCUCGAAGAAAUUACUUCUGUGGCAGAUUCUGUGGAUAUAUCAAUCACUAAUCCACCGAGCCUCGAAGAUUGUGUUGAUAAUAAUGACUUCAUGACAUUAGACAUUGCACAAGGAGGCUCUGAACUGGGAAGUGCCAGCGAUUUGAUGAAAAGCUCGCCCAUCACCGUGGUCGGUACAGAUUUAAAUAAUUUAAGUCAUAUUGAUUCUCAAAAGUUAGAUACAAUCAGUACGAAUUCAGUUGAAUCUCAAGAAGAUGUUAAGAAUGUUAUAGUAGAAUCUAGAAGAAAAAGAGGCAGGCCUCGAAAAGUUCGAAAAGCUGAUGAAUUUGAAAGCAAGGGUAUAGAAUCUCAUAAAGAAGCUAAAUCUGUAGUAAAUGUAAUAAAUUUCCACAAUAAUAACGACCCACCAAACGUGUCACCGGAUUCGGGAAUUCUGUCGAAUCACAAUUCACCAACACAUUCCCCAUUACGACGGCACGAUGUAGAUGAGGGCCACAGUAGAAUUGGUAGAAAAUCUAUUCAAAAAGAAAACACCACAAGAAGGGCAAUGCGAUCCAAGUCCAAAACUAGAAGUCGGGCACAAAAUAGGUCUGAUUCCAGUGACUGUGAUUAUCAAAAGAAGAGGAUUGAGAACGAAAUCAAACAAAUAAAAACUGAAGCACCGUCACCAAUCCCUUUAAAACAAGAGCAAAAUAAAUUUGAAAAGUCUAAGAAAAAUGACCACAAACUAGAUAUAGCUGCUUUAGAUAGAAUGUUAUACGCCACUGACAGAGUGUUGUAUCCUCCCAGAAAAAAAGUAGGACGUAAACCACAAAGUAAAGCUAAGUCUACUAAAAAUGCUCCUAAAACCUUAAAAGACAAAAAUCAGUAUGACUCUGGUGACAGUGAUGAAGACUCAGUGGUACCUACUAAUAGGUCGGUGCUGUCAGGAGUGUACGCUAAACGUAAAGAACUAAAUAGCAAACUCGCGAGUUUACCCAAAAAGAACAAUAAAACUUUUGGCAACACUUGGAGAGAUAAUCAGAGUGAAAAUGAAGCAGCUGCAGAUGAUCCACUAGACCCAACGUGGAAGCAAAUCGACCUAAAUCCUAAAUAUAAAGACAUAUUAUCGGGAUAUAAAAGUGAUCAUGAAUUCAAACCGUAUAAAAGUUGUAGUCGCCUCAUAGAGUCAGGCUACAAGAGUGAUUACGGGUGUCGAUCUGGAUAUAAAAGCGAUUACUACCGUUCAGGCUAUAAAAGUGACCAUAAGUCGGGUUACAAAAGCGAUAAAUCGGGAUAUAAAACGGACAACAGUGUCAGAAGUAUGCGACGGCGAAUGAGAAAAUUGAAGAAGACUAGAUCAGUGAGAGACAGGUCCUACUAUAAAAAUCAAAAGCACUUUGUAUCAGAUCAAGAGAUACUAGUGUUGACAAAUAAAACUUUUAGCAGCUUAACUUUAGGUCACAGUUCCAGUGAUUCUGAGUGUGAUAACUAUUUGAGGAAACCCAGUGCUAGUCCAAAAUAUGUAAGUGUUUGCACAAAAUAUCCUUUGCCAUCGAAAUACAACUUCGGAUUCUCAAAAAUGAAUCAAAAGCACAUACUAAGACUGAAUUCAUCAGAUCCGUUCGCCCCGGGACCUGUCUUUAGUGGUUUACAGCGACCAGUGACAACUUGUAAUAUAUUCAAAGUGAGUAACAACAACAAUAAUAAUACUUUACUCAAAUCUCCAAAUAAAACUGCUUACAUCGGUAAUACUUUGCCGGCGCUAAAACCCGCAUUUACGCACAAGUUUGGUUCGUCGCCUAUUUGUGUAACAGCUAAAGUUCCAGGAUCGAAAAAGGAAAACGAUAGCAGUUUUAAAUACUUUCCGAGAACACUGUCACCAAAAAAUCGAAAACAAUUAAAAAAUGGCAAUGUUGUGUUUUCAAGUGGGUCAAAGAAAGAAACUCCGCCUAAACAGCUACCCAGCAUUUUUGAGAAGGCGAAAAACAGUUAUGUUCCGAAUAAGUCCUUGUCAAGAAAUGUCUUCCUGAAUUUUAAGAAACCACACGUCAAACCGUCUUUCCAUAUCAGAAAACACAGAAGAACAGUUGUUUUAGCGCCACCUAAAAUCAAUUUAAAACCAACAGAAAGACUUUCCAGAGUAAUUGUUAAAACAGAAAACAAGCAUCAUAGACACAGAAGUAAGCGGCGACACAGAUCUCGGUCUGUCUCUAGAUGUAGAGAAAGUUACACAAAGUCUAUUGAACUUGUGGAUCAAAAGUUCAGUCAGGAUAUGGACAAUUUGAUCUCUAAUUUUAUAAAGUUGUGUCAAAUUGCACCAAAAUUAAUCACAAACGUGACGCAAAAUCCAGUUAAAACAACGGAAAAGGUAUCUACCGACGCAGCGCCUACUAAAGUGGUUAAAAGAGGAUCGAAGAAACGUAAAACAUCAGAUAAUCAAGAAAUAGCUACGCCUACAUCUAAACGAAGGCACAAGAAACAGCUGGCAGAAUCUCAGAACAAGGGUGGCAAGGAUACUAAUGAACAUAAACUCCCACUUAAAAAGCGCCAUUAUCAUAUCAAUUCCUCUACUGGUAAUUCAUUAAGCCUUAGUUUAGUAACAACAGAGUUCGAUGAGAAUUCUAAGAAUGGUACUAGCCCGGAGAAGUUUUUGUGUACUGAAACCGACUGCACAGGAGAUGUUCAAAGCAAUUCGUCUGAAGAUUCACCUAAAACCAAAACUCCUUCAGAAAAAGGUAAGAAGGCCAGUGAUAGUUCCAAAACUGCACAAAGCACAAAUAGUCAAGACAAUAAAAUUCUGAGUACUGAACCUUCCUCGAAAGGUGCAAAAGCAGCUGAAAAUAUUUCAGAAAAAGAGGCAGAAAAUAAUGUUACUCCAACAAAAAAUAACUCUUCGAAUUCCGUACACGCAACUGACGACGAACUUUCUAUCAAAAAACCAACAGCCGAACAGUCUGAACUUUCGAAGAAGAUUUAUGAGACAUCAGAGAAAUUGAAGGCGGUACAUAAAAUGGUUAAUGAUUUAGAAAAGUCUCUACCCAAGACCAAAGAUCCUGAAGUUAAACCAGAAUGCAGUAGUAAAGAAACCAAUAAAGUGUCGUCACCAAGAUCUGAAAAUAAAUCUUCGCCUACACGCCAUUCUGCGCCCAUUGUAACGCCUAAGAAGCGUCAUAGAUUAGAAGCAGAAAAGGUUAUAUCACACUCUAGCCUCGAUCAAGUCGUACAGUCUUUAUCUAAAAAGUUAUCUGAUGACAAGUCAGGUCCAUCAGAUACUAAAGAAACCAAGGAUGUCAAUCAGAAUAACUCGAGUGAUGAUGCUAAAGAGCUGGACAAAUCAGAUGCCGUAACACCUAACAGUAGUACAUCGUCCACAAACAGUACGACUAUAGACCCGCUGAAGAGCAUGUCUGCUCGCUCGUUGUACAAAAGUUCAAUCCCGCCAGCCCAAAAAUCAGAAAUUAUGACCCGCAAGAAAAACAGACUUGAAGGACUGACAAGUAAUUUAGUUUCUAAAAUAAACCCAAGUGCAGCUACUAAAGUAUUAGAUACUUUAUUAAAUAAUAAUAUACGCAAAUCAAUAGAAUCUCGUAUUUUAGAAAAAGAGAAAAAUAGUUCAGAUCCUUCUGUUAAAGUGAUAGAAGAAAAACUUAAAAACAAAGAAACAUCACAAAUUAACACAAGAGCUACAGUUAUAAAAUCCCCAGUGUCAAAGGGUAAAGUCCUAGAGACAAAGAAAUCUAAAGCAUCGGAACCUCAAGUUGAGCAGUCGAUUGUCGUCAAUAUUGACAAACCCACAGGUAUAUUUGAGCCAUCCAUAGAUUUGGAAGACCAAAUACCAAAAUCUUCAAUUUGUGUAAGCAAUAUUUUAGCUGAUGCACAUAAAGCUAAAUCGAAAUCAAAGAGUGGUGACGGAAAGUCAAGUAAUUCUUUAUUAGCUCCCAUUGAUACUGAAUCCGAGAUACCGCUGGCGUUGAUUUCGGAAACACCGGACCCAAUAAUAAGACCUAAAAGAGGAGAAUCUAUUGCUGCAGUGAUAUCGGAUAAACUUCAGGAAACCACUGGUGGCCAUAACUUGCGACAAACUAAACGAAAUUUGAAUACCGAGAGUGACGAUCCAAAUGACAAUAAGAAAAAGAAGAAAAGUAAUAAUAUCCUACGUGAGAGUAAACUGGUUUUGCCGGCUAGAGUUUUGGUUCCAAAAGUUCAAGCUGAACGUCUCGCAAUUACAGAUUCUGCUAAGAAAAUAGGUCUGAACGCUAAAAAAUUGGAGGCAAACGACUCUAGCGACAAUAAGACGGUUGAUGCGUCAAAAAAGAAAACAAGAAGACGCAAAGCAAUUAAUAGGACUGGCUUCCCUAGCAUUAAAAGAAAGAAGAAGAAAGUUGAAAACUGUAAUCUUACUUCUGAUAGCCAUUUUACAUCUGAUACUGACAACAACUCUGCAUUCGAGCGGGUACCUAAAGAUGGUGAAGCAAUGAGUAGUUUCUUGGAACGUACCACUAGCAAAAAGGCUGAACUAAAAGUUGUGCUAAAUAAGGACGAUUGCCCUAAACAAGGUAGACUGACAGUAGUUGCUCUUGAGAAAUUGCAAGGGAAAGAUGUUGCUACCGACAAUAACAAUAAGGUAGGCAACAUUCCUGAAGUUGCAGUGAGUGAGAAGAAAGUAAUGAAUUCAUCUAUUUUGAGGGCACCUGCGCUCCAACUGAAAAGUAAGACAGAGAAAGAAGUGAAGAACCAUGUAAACAAAUGGGAAGUGCUCAGUGAAACGGACAGCAUACCAUCACUGGCUAGCUCUCUCAGUAAUGAUCCUGAAGACAGUAUACCUUUGAGCCUUUUAAAUUUAAAACCUGAUAAACCUAUGAGUCGUUUAGAUAAUUUAGAAAGAUUAAAACGUAAAACAAGAGCGAUGUCACCUUCUCAUGAAAUCGAAGAAAUAUUUUCUAAGAGAAAAGUGGUCGAGAGAAAUUGCAAAAUCGGUUUAAGACCAAAAUCGAGCCUCGCAGUCUUAUGUCCAAGUGAACGAAGACAGACAAGGAGUUCCGAUAACGUGGAAGAACCGAAACCUGCCAAGACUAAGAAGACAGACGCCAAGAAAUCUGUAGCUGAGACUGAAAAAGUAACUAAACCUCUUUCUAUUGCUAACAGAAGGAAGUCGAGGUCUUGUCAAGUUAACAAGAAACGAGAAGUGCAAUCGAGUUCUCGAGAAAGUUCUCUGGACACCGUCGUCAGCCGCAAGUUUGAUUCAAAGUCUCGUGAACCCUCAUUGGACACUCUUGAAAAUGAUCCUUUACCACUCAAUGAAAAAGAAAUUGAUUUCGAGAAGAGCAUUGAUGUAUUAUCCAAGAACAUCAUUUGCAAGAAACGCGUAGCUUCAUCACGCGACGAUAGUCCGGCGAGUAGUGUGGAUAAUAGAGAUAAACCUGUUAUAUCGAAAAGGAAUCCGCGGCUACGAAAGAAAUUUUUGGCCGCUGGAUUGUUUUCAGAUUAUUACAAGGAAGAUCCCAGGCCAGAAGGAAAAGGAAAAAAUCUGGUUACCCAAACAGAAUUCCCGCCUGGAUUGUUGGCACCGCCACCUUAUUGCGAACGUUGGGUCCGUCGCAGAUUGCAACAUUUCUCAUUGCCUUAUGAUAUUUGGUGGCAGCAGCAUUAUAACCAACCUGUGCCGUCGUGGAACUAUAAAAAAAUCCGCACAAACGUUUAUUACGACGUGAAACCAUCUGCCGAGGAAUGUGAGAGCGUUGCAUGUAACUGUGCACCAUCAUCGGGAUGUAAUGAGGAUUGUAUUAAUAGACUGGUGUACGCCGAGUGCUCACCUCAGCUGUGUCCUUGCGGUGAUAGGUGUAAGAAUCAACGUAUACAGCGCCACGAAUGGGCAUCGGGAUUGGAAAAGUUCAUGACUGAAAAUAAGGGCUGGGGCGUGCGAACUAAACACAAGAUCACUUCGGGAGACUUUAUCCUAGAGUACGUCGGAGAAGUUGUCUCCGAUAAAGAGUUUAAGGAACGUAUGGCAACACGUUACGCCCGCGACACGCAUCACUAUUGCCUGCACCUAGACGGUGGACUCGUCAUAGACGGCCAUCGUAUGGGCGGCGACGGUCGCUUCGUCAACCACUCUUGCAGACCUAAUUGCGAGAUGCAGAAAUGGACUUCUAAUGGUACCUUUAGAAUGGCACUCUUUGCCCUCCGAGACAUCGAUCCCGGUGAAGAGCUUACUUAUGAUUACAACUUCUCGCUGUUUAAUCCUGCUGUGGGCCAGCCAUGUAAAUGCGAUUCCGAAGAUUGUAGAGGUGUGAUUGGGGGAAAAUCACAGCGGAUUACUAAACAACCAGUGAAGACUCAAUCACGAACUCCAUCAAAUGCUUCGAAUCAGUCUCAAGGCUCGAACGGCAACCAGCCACGUGUGGGUCGCCCAAGGAAGGCAGUGAAAUGUAACAAGAAGUCUGAACAACAAGCUGUAAGCACGUGCGACAUCAAGACCAUGACUAUACUCAAGUACCAACAACAUCUGAAUAAGUUGUGGCAGGAGCCGCAGAUGAAGCCUCUCACUGCUAAAGAAAAGAACAUCGUUAAAGAUCGGCAUUGCUUCCUUUUAAGGAAUUUGGAAAAUGUACGCCGUAUCCGUGAAAGGCUGAAUCUGGCACUCCCAGCGUCACCUCCUCCGGUGGCACCGACCGUAUCGGCGGCGCCGUCUCCCGCGGCGGCGGCGUCGCCGGGCGCCGUGUCGCUGGGCGCCGGCGCUGUGUCGCUGGGCGCCGGCGCCGCCUGCACGGUGGACCCGCUGGCGCCCGCCCGCAGCGUCGACGAGGCGGGCGCACUCGCGCGUCUGCGCGCCUUGCGGGACGUCGCGCGCCCGCCCCGGCCCAAGGACGAUCCCACACUGCCACGCGGCCAGAGACUCGCCAUCGUCUUUAAAGCCAUCUGUCGGCUACUGAAAGACCUCAAGGAUGAAAAAGAUCGGCCAUUAUGUACUCAGCUAGUCCGAGCAAAGGCAGAGCGUGGCAAAGUCCAGGACACUGGUCCAGCCGACUUCGCAGUAAUCGAGAGCGAGUUGGAGGCAGGACAUUACGACACGGUAGCUAAGUUUGAUGCUGAUGUCAACUCGCUAUUGACAGCUGUGUUGCGAGAGAAUGGUCGCCUGUCCACUAUGGGAGGUGCUGCUGCGCAGAUUAAAAAGGCAUAUAAUACCGCGAAGUCUGAAUAUGCCGAUAUGUUAACCAAAAUACUUGGACCCGAUGAACCUCUACCGACUGGAUUCCUGCAAAAAACAAAGACUGAGGAGGUGAUCAUGUGUAUCUGCGGGCUGCACGUGGAGGAGGGCCUCAUGGUGCAGUGCGGCGCGCGCGCCUGCGGCGUCUGGCAGCACGCGCGCUGCAUGGCCGUCGCAGACACGCGCGUGCCGCACUACUGCCACCACUGCCAGCCCGCCAAGGUGGAUCGCGAAAUACCUCUCGACGAGUACACGGACGAAGGACAUCAGUUCUACCUGUCGUUGAUGCGCGGCGACCUACAAGUGCGACAGGGCGACACGGUGUACGUGCUGCGCGACAUUCCCAUCGAUGAGAAGAACCCUGACGUCAGCCAGCGACACGGCGACAAGGCCGAUAAACCAGAGUCGCCUAAAACUAAACGAGUCGAUAGAAAGAAGGUUAAGAAUAUUGCUAAAGGAAAAGAUAAGACUGAAGAAACUACACAGAAUAAGGAGGGUGAAGUACGCAAGCACACCUACCAGACAAUUGGAGAAAUCUCAGUGUCGGAGUUGGACAUCUUCCGCGUGGAGAGGCUGUGGAAACACAAGGACACGCAGGAACGAUAUGUAUACGGUCACCAUUAUCUCAGACCGCACGAGACUUUCCACGAGCCCACGAGAAAAUUCUUCCACAAUGAGGUGAUGCGAGUGCCACUGUACGAGGCGGUGCCAAUAGAACUUGUGAUGUCGCAGUGUUGGGUGAUGGACCUCAACACAUAUUGCAAGGGCCGGCCGGUGGGCGCGGCGGAGGCGCACGUGUACAUCUGCGAGCUGCGCGUGGACCGCGGCGCGCGCCUGUUCACGAAGGUGUCGCGGCCCAAGUACCCCAUCUGUACGCGGCCCUACGCCUUCGACCACUUCCCGCAUCGACUCAAGAUCACGCGCACUUACGCGCCUCACGAAGUUUCUCCAGAAUACUUAAAAGGAAAAGCAGCUAAAAAUGCCGCGGCUACAGAGAAAAGUAAUAAGAAUACGUCCAAGGACGUUAAAAAGAAAAUGCCGGCUGUUGCUCUUUCGGAGACUACCAAGAGCGCGGCGGGGCGCGCGGCGCAGAAGGAGCGCGUGAACAACAUCGCGCGAGGGCUGCUGGCGCGGCUGGGCGCGCGCGGCGCGGCGCUGGACGCCAGCUACCUGCUGGCCCCGCGCCGCGCGCGCCGCGCCCUGUCCUGA